AUGAACUUCUCGCGGCCCACCAACAAACAGCCUCCCAUGCGACGCUCCUACCACACCCCCACACACUCACGCAACCUGUCGGACGAGCACCCACCAGGCACCUACUACUCGCCGCUCAGCUCACCGUCCAAAGACACCCACGACAACAGCAGCCCCCACAUGAGCAUCAGGAGGGUCACCAAUGAACCGCCAAAGCCCCAGCCAACGCAACCCAUCACACAAACACACACACACACACCGUCGCCACUGCCGCCAAAAAUCAACCAACAACUCGACCGCCACAAGAGCAUGAUGGUCAUGAACGAGUCCACAAACACAGACAAGCCGCCAGUGCCGCAGUUCAACUUCAACGACAAGCCGCCAUCACCAGACCUCGAGCGCUCGUCGUCGUCAGCAGCAUCCAAAUCCACCCGCAAAAUCUGCCGCGAAUGCAACAAACCGAUCUCAGGCCACUUUGUGCGCGCCCUGGACUCGGUGUUCCACGUUGACUGUUUUCGCUGCGCCGACUGCAACUCGUUGUGCUCGUCAAAGUUCUUCCCCGUGGAUGGAAACGUGCCUUCUACAAACGGAGAAAACACGCCACCCACGUCGCCAACAACUCAGGUGCCGUUGUGUGAAACGUGUUACUUCAGCAGGCUGUCGCUCUUGUGUUUCUCAUGUGGCGGAGCUCUACGAGGAGCCUAUAUCACAGCCCUGGGCCGCAAGUACCACGUGGAACACUUUUCGUGCUCGAAAUGCAACUCGGUGUUCGGACCCGAAGAUUCGUACUACGAGCACCAGGGAGACAUUUUCUGCCAUUACCACUACUCGACGGACUUUGCCGCGAAAUGCGAGGGCUGCCAAACGUCGAUUCUCAAGCAAUUUGUCGAAAUGUACCGCGGAGGAAAACAGCAGCAGUGGCACCCGGAAUGUUAUAUGAUUUUCAAAUUCUGGAACGUGCGCAUUAGCGGGGUGGAAAAGCCGCAGGUAGAAUCAAAGGACCUGCUGUCGCUGCUGGAAACGCGCAUGGAGGAGCGGGUCUUGGGUGUAUGGACCACCCUGUGUGGCUACGAAGAGUGCACAGCAGCAUGUAUCUCAGAUAUGCUACAAUACUCAGCGUCGGGUAAGUACCAACUUGCUUUGUCAGCUACGGCGAGGUUGGUAUUCAAGACUGAGCAACUCUUUGUCGGUCUGGACCGUCUCUUGGCUCUGUGCGGCAUUGACGAGCUUGAAAUCCACACCAGCAAGCAGCAAGGAAUGCACCCACCAAAACUCUACGACGAUCUUGGAAAGACACCCAAAAAGCUGUGCAAAAAGAUUGUCUCGUUCAUGUCCAUGGUUUCCAAGGCCAAUGAAAAGAAACUACCCAAAAUGGGCGUCACUCAAGACCUCCUGUCUCUGGUGACCACUCUAGCGCACUAUCUCAAGGUACUGAUUCGGUUUGGACUCUCUACAGCGCUACAGCAUGACCGCAAAGUCGAGUUCAAUGACGCUUCCGGCUUCUCUCUGUUCCUGAGUGCUGCUCCCACGCGAGAACCGGCAGUAGACGUGCUUCUCGAAGGUGUAUCCAACACAGACCCCUUCGACCAGCCGCUCAUGCAUCUGGGCGUCACGGCGCUCACUCCGGACGUUUGUGUCGCUUGUGGCAAGUCUGUGGAGGACAGCUGUGUUGUUCUGUUAGAUGUUGCCUCUGGUUCAGCUUCUGCAUCCUCCAACAGCUCACAAAAGUCGCAUAAAAGCAAAAGAUGGCAUUUGGAGUGUUUUAAGUGCUCCAAGACUGGAGCUGUGCUUCGCUCCGGGGACGACAUUGCUUCUGCUGCUUAUGUUGAUGGAGAGGUUGUUUCCGAGGGCCAUUACCCUCCUUCCGCCAUUCUGCCCUUUGCAGUGGAGACACGUCUUUCUCAGCUCAUGUUUCUGGCCAAAAUCGCCCUUGCGCGGCUCAAUAUUCUCCUAAGUCGAGGCCAACCUCCUGCUGGAGCUUCUCUCGAGGCUCCCAGACGGUCUUCUGCCCCUGAUAACCGUGGAACAGCCGGCUCUGCGAACUCCAACCUCAACGACAUUCGCAAGUUGCGACCCGAUUUGCGUGGUGAGGAACGGCGAGGAUCAGCAGAUACCAUCGGUGCGACCUUUUCUAAGAGCUCUUCGGACCUGAACAAUGAUCUGGACGGCUACAAGAUGUCUGACAGUGCUCGACAGAGCCAGACGUCAGCAGCCGAGCGGGCCAAGGAUCGAAUGAAGAACGAAAAGUCGCUGACUUUGGACGAUAUUCCUCGUAUUGUCGCUUCUGAGCAGGCGCGAGACAUUCGGCCCAACGCCUUCAAGCACCAGCAUCUCGGCGAGAGCAUGAAGCAUCUUGUGACCGGUGGAAACGUUUCGUCGUCAGUACAGAGUGCUCUGAGUUCUACAGAGCCCACAUCCUUCUCCUCAGCUCCUUCUGGAUCCCAACCCAUUCGAUACAUGUGUGAUUUGGGCUCUGUCGAGAUGUUUAUUGUGCGGCAUGUGGCCGUCAUGAUGCUUAGGGACUUGGUGAAGGAGUGGAUGUCGUUCGAAGAACUACUGGAGAUGAUUGACGUGAAAAAGUCGUUAUCAUUCUGGGAAAAGUUUGGGAAAGCAUUUGGAGGCAAAACCAACGACGGCGAGUACACUGCCUCGUGGGAUUUCGACUACCGUGCAGCUGCUGAACGAGGUCUUCCUCCUCGCAAGGGCUCAAAGGGCGAAAAGAACGACAAGAGCGACAAGGAUUCCGUUGUGGUCUUUGGCGGCAACCUGGACAUUCUGACUGAGAAGUUUGGAGUCGAAUCACAUCUCGGCGUGUCCCCACAGCACAAGAUGCGCAUCCCGCGCUUUGUGGAGGACUGUAUUGAUGUGAUGAAGACUCAGGACAUGACCAUUGAAGGUGUCUUCCGUAAGAACGGUAACAUCCGACGGCUCAAGGUUGUGACGGAGGAGGUGAAUAAGAGCGCCACCAAGACGUCUGAUUUCGCCAAGGAGAACUCUGUGCAGAAUGCUGCUUUGUUCAAGAAGUUUCUGCGAGAGAUGCCCAAUCCUCUCUUUACCUUUAAGCUGCACAAGCUGUGGAUUUCGUCCCAGAAGAUCGAGGAUGCCACAACUCGAAAGCGAGUGCUUCAUUUGGCUGUAUGUCUGCUUCCCAGGUCUCACAGAGACGUGACCGAAGUGCUACUCCACUUUCUCAAGUGGGUAGCCUCCUUUUCUCACAUUGACGAAGAGAGCGGUAGCAAGAUGGACGCUCAUAACCUCGCCACCGUCAUCACUCCGAACAUUCUCUAUCCCAAGCCCACCGGAAAAGACCAUGGUCCUGGAAGUGCCGGUACUCCUGGCUCUGCUGAUUCAGCCGCUGCCGCUGCUGCCGCCGCCGCUGCUGCUGCUGCUGCUGCUUCUGCUGGAGGUGGAGGUGAUGGCUACUUUCUGGCCAUCGAGGCUAUUCAUACUCUCAUUGAGCACCAUGAACUGUUCUCUGAGGUGCCUGCCGAUCUUCUAGAGGUGCUCAAGGAGACCAAUCUGCGAGCCGCGACUGCAGACAUCACUACCAAGGAAAUCAUGACACGAUAUGACCAGAUGAUGGGCGACCCGGCUGCACGCGCGCGCAUUGAGGCCAUUCGAAAGCGCCAGAGCUCCGGGUUCCGCACGCCCUCCAUGCAGGUCUCCCACCUCAACAAUCUCACUACGCCGGCCAUGGCUGGCGAGACCUCCGAGACUAACACCGGGGGUCUCCAUCCUUCGGACGCAGCCGACUGCUCGGACCGUAUGCACUCCAUGGUGAGCACGUCGUCCGUCGGCGAGCAACGCCCUGUGCCUAUUAGGAUCAACACAGAAAUGAUCCAAAAGAUGGCGUCACGACAGGAGCGUAACACUGCUAUUGUUUAA
Yarrowia lipolytica CLIB122 is the source of this 3864-nucleotide messenger RNA. RefSeq lists its product as uncharacterized. Gene Ontology annotation, molecular function: GTPase activator activity. NCBI's taxonomy places the organism in Eukaryota, Fungi, Ascomycota, Dipodascomycetes, Dipodascales. The record is from RefSeq and is a predicted model, not a curated record. Gene Ontology annotation, cellular component: cytoplasm. Gene Ontology annotation, biological process: negative regulation of endocytic recycling; small GTPase-mediated signal transduction.